GCGGUGUUACUCAGUACUGAAGUACGGUGACACCUGACACAUCUCUUUCACUCACAGAGACCCUUGAGCAGAGAGCAGGAGCCUUAAGCAGAUAGAGGUUUUAUGAUUGUUUGCAGAUUUUACUUGACCAGACGAAGACAUGGAGGAUAGAUACGCAACUUUUGGGGAGUACGUCGUCCAUAGGGAAGUCCUGGAUGAGUCCCGCCUGGAUGUGGUGGCCCAAAAAGGGACAUGGUCCACCAAACCAACCGCUGGUGAACAGAUGAAAGACAUGCUGAGGUGCUCCGUGUCUCGAGUGAAGGACGUGCUGCUGACCUGGAUUCCCAUUCUCUCCUGGCUGCCUAAAUACCCAUUUCGAGAAAAUAUCUUAGGUGAUGUGGUGUCUGGCUGCAGCGUGGGAAUCAUGCAUCUGCCACAAGGUAUGGCAUAUGCUCUCCUGGCCUCUUUGCGCCCCGUGUUGGGACUUUACUCCUCCCUCUUCCCGGUGCUGGUCUACUGUGUCUUUGGCACCUCCAGGCACAUCUCUGUUGGUACAUUUGCUGUGGUCAGUAUCAUGGUUGGCAGUGUGACAGAGAGGCUUGCACCUGACAGUAACUUUAUUGUAAACGGCACCAAUGGGUCAGAGAUUGUGAACUUGACUGCAAGGGACUUGUAUAGAGUACAGGUAGCGUGUUCCCUCACAGUCUUGGCUGGAAUCUUUCAGAUCCUGCUGGGCUUGGUGAAGUUUGGUUUCAUGGUGAUGUACCUCUCCGAGCCGCUAGUUCGAGGCUACACCACAGCAUCGGCGUGCCAUGUGUGCGUCUCUCAGCUCAAAUGCCUGUUUGGAGUCAAACCGGCUCGCUUCAUUGGCCCAUUCUACCUUGUUUAUACUGUGGUGGAUAUUUGCAGACUUCUUCCUCAGACGAAGGUCCCGGAGCUGUUGGUCAGCGUGGUAGCUCUUUCCGUUCUCAUCGUUGUUAAAGAAAUCAAUGAUCGCUACAGACAGAAGCUACCAUUACCAAUCCCUAUAGAGCUUAUAGUUAUCGUCACAGCAACAAUCAUAACCCACUUUUGUGGACUCAACAGUGAAUAUUCAAUUGAUGUGGUUGGAGAGAUUCCCAGCGGGCUCAAGCCCCCUCAUGCUCCUGACACCACACUCUUCUCACAGAUAAUCGGCGAUGCUUUCGCUAUAGCCAUCGUUGGCUAUGCCAUCAACAUUUCACUGGGCAAAACGUUCGCCCUCAAACAUGGCUACAAGGUGAACAACAAUCAGGAGUUGGUUUCUCUUGGUCUCUGUAACACCAUCGGUGGUUGUUUCCGGUGUUACGCUGUGGCAUCCUCAAUGUCUCGAAGUCUUGUACAGGAGAGCACCGGCUGCAAAACUCAAAUUGCUGGGAUGGUCUCCUCCGUUAUUGUGCUCAUUACAGUUUUGAAAAUUGGCUCCUUGUUUGAAGAUCUCCCCAAGGCAGUUUUAUCCACAAUCGUGAUUGUGAAUUUGAGAGGAAUGUUCAAGCAGUUUACGGACAUGCCCAUGCUGUGGAAGUCCAACAAGGUUGACUUGCUUGUUUGGCUGGUCACAUUCAUAAGCACCAUCCUCCUCAAUCUGGACUUGGGUCUGGCUGUCUCCAUCGGCUUUUCCAUGCUCACAAUCAUCUUCAAAACACAACUACCCAGGUACUCAAUCUUGGGCAAUGUACCAGGCACAGAGCUGUAUCUGGACAUAGAGGCCUACAAAGAGGCCAAAGAGAUCCCAGGAAUAAAAAUCUUCCACUCAUCGGGAACUAUCAAUUUCACAAAUGCUGAAAUGUACUUGGAGUCCCUGCAAGAGAAGAGUGGAAUCGACAUUGGAAAGCUGCAAACUGAGAGGAAGAAUCAAGAAGCCAAGCAGAGGCGAGAACAAGAAAAACAGAAAAAAAGAGAAAGGGAUGAAGCAAAGAAAAAUAGGCUAAAUAAGAAUAAGGAUAACCAGAAAGGUGUGGUUUUGAGCAUGGCAGACACAGAUUCAGACGUCUCUGGCAAAGGUCAAGUCAACUGGGGUUAUCGUUCCGACAAAGUCACAUCCGACUCUGAUUCAGACUCAUAUGAGGUCGUCACUGUGGAUUCAAAACAAGGUGAAGAUGGGAAGCAGAGUAGCUAUAGAUCUGGGACUCACAGCAUCAUUCUGGAUGUCUCAGUGACCAGCUCUUUGGACACAGUUGCUGUGAAGACGCUAAAAAAUAUUUUCAGGGACUUUGGGGACGUUGGUGUGACCAUCUAUCUAGCCGCCUGUCAAGCCUGUGUGGUGGAACAGAUGGAAAGGGCAAACUUCUUCUCCGAGUUCGUCCCCAAGAGCUGUUUGUUUGUGUCGGUUCAUGAUGCAGUUCUUCACAUUUUCAAGAAACUGGGACAGGAGAACAACGGCACUGAUCUUUUUUGUGAUACCAAAAUGUGACCAGGAGGGGUCGCAUUUUUUCCAAUUCACGCAAUCUUCAACCUCUCCUCCCCCUUUGCACGUUUCACCGCUCUCCAUUGGCUGCCACUGUCUCCUCCCCUCUCAUUCACCAGGAGAGAAUGAGCCACCUUGACAUGGCGGCCGGUUGCCAAGGAAACACAGGGAUCUGUUGCCUUGGCGACCAGCUUUUUAUGAUAUGGUAUAAUGAGAUGGCCAGGAAUACGUCACUGCGGCUCUCUUGCUGUGUGGUGUGGAGUGUUUGAGAUGGCGGAGGGUGGGGGAUGAGUGGGAGAAUGUAACGCAGGACUAAUGAGAGUCUGUAUUUAUGGCAUCCAUGAGAGGGAGCAGAGAACGAGUGGAAGGCUGGGGGUAAAGAGAAACUUUUGAAAAGGAAAGUAUAAUAUCUGCCAGUCAUUUGUGAAUAAUGUGACCACAAAAAAAGCGUACUUGCUGUUACAUUCAAACAAAGGGGCAGCUUUAAACAAACAAAUGGAUGUACUUAUAUCUUAUUCACAAGUCAGAGAAGUCAUAACUUUUAGCUUAUUUCUAUAAACUGCUAAUGUUGAGCUAGCCAAGAGUUCAACGGCACAUAGAAUAGAAUGCAGUAAAUGAUCUGGUUUUUUCUCAUUUUUUUCUGUUUAUUUUUGAAGAUGUUUGUUAGGUGCAAUUGCAUGUUUAACCUACUUUUAAAAUACUGAUCAGACAAGCAAAACAACAUGACUUCCUUGCCACACCCAUGAGAUGAAUGAUCAACUUGCAGAAAUCAUUAAUAAGUCACAGAUUUAUUUUUUUCUUCUUUUCCUACAACUGCAAAGGUAAUAAAAGGAUAGCGCUCGCUGUUCUGAAAUGGGGUCUUUUGGAUCUGCUAGCAGGCAGUAUCUUACUUGCAGUUGUUUCAAUGUGGAUUUCCUGUCAUGUUUGCAUGGUAUGUUUAUACAGACAUUUACCUCCAAACUCAACAUAUCCUUAGACAUAUUCUUAAUUGAUAUUUAAAGUCAAAUAAUUUAUUCUUAUUUAGCCAAAAACAUAAAAAACAUAGAAAAUAGCAUUUUUG
Molecule: messenger RNA, 3464 nt
Organism: Xiphophorus maculatus (southern platyfish)
Lineage: Eukaryota; Metazoa; Chordata; Actinopteri; Cyprinodontiformes; Poeciliidae
Product: solute carrier family 26 member 6-like
Exons: 19
Coding region: 140-2410 (756 amino acids)
Biological process (GO): transmembrane transport
Cellular component (GO): membrane
Molecular function (GO): bicarbonate transmembrane transporter activity; secondary active sulfate transmembrane transporter activity; chloride transmembrane transporter activity
Source: RefSeq, a predicted model, not a curated record